Molecule: messenger RNA, 795 nt
Organism: Lucilia sericata (common green bottle fly)
Lineage: Eukaryota; Metazoa; Arthropoda; Insecta; Diptera; Calliphoridae
Product: mite allergen Der f 3-like
Exons: 1
Coding region: 1-795 (264 amino acids)
Biological process (GO): proteolysis
Molecular function (GO): serine-type endopeptidase activity
Source: RefSeq, a predicted model, not a curated record
AUGUUUUUGUGUGGAGUAAUUUUUACCAUAAUUGCUGCACUAAUACAAUUUUCACAAACCAUUCCCGAUGGACUUUUAGCUUCAGAAGAUAGAUUUGGUUUUAUGGUGGCUAUAUACGAUCACUCCAAAUACAUCUGUGGCGGUACAAUUGUGUCCCUUUACUUUGUAGUAACAGCCGCUCAUUGUUUCAAGCAAGGACGUGUUACAACUGGUAUACAAGUUAUAUUUAAUACAAUAGAUUUGAACAAUAUUGAAGGUGAUAAUGUAAGACGUGUAGAGGAUAUUAUUACACAUCCCCGCUAUUCAAUGAUGACUAUGGAUUUUGAUAUAGCAUUAGUUAAGGUAGAUGAUGAUUUACUUAAGAACGAGUAUCCACAUGUGAUGAAACUGGAAUUGGCACAAAAUUAUGAUGUAUACUAUGGCAAUGAUGCCAUAGUUGUGGGUUGGGGCCAGCAAGUAGAACCUAAUGAUGUGCCACCUGUUCGUCUAACGUAUAAGGCCAUUAAGAUAUGGCAAAGAGAUGAAUGUAAUUCCCGACGUAUAUGGGGUCCUGAGGCGUAUUAUCUUAAUCAACCUUUGGUAAGCGAACGCAUGUUAUGUGUUGAUGUACCAAAUGUUGGACCCGGCACCUGUGUAAGCGAUGAUGGUUCGGCUUUGAUUACAAAUGAAACGGAAUUUUUGGGUAUUUCAUCAUGGCGCUAUGACUGUCAAUCGCCUGGUAAACCUUCGGUAUAUACAAGUAUACCUCUGAUGAAAGCUUGGAUUUUGAAAACUAUGACAAAUUAUCAUGAAUAA